AUUCCAGACAGCGAAUAAAGUGAUGGAUGUCGCCCUGGGCCAGUUCGAAGCACACCGGAAUACCUGACGACCGGAAAUUCUCCACAAUGUCUUGGCGCAAAUCAGCAGCUCAGCAACCCUGGCGUCUCCUUUUUUUGUAUUUUGAGUACCAACUUCAAGUUGAUAAACCUCCGUGGUUCAUCCAGCCCGUGGUAUAUAAAGCAGGUCCUCGAUGGCAGGAUAGCCAACAUCCUUUGCCUCUCUUUACAUCUCGCUCAAAUGUUUGGACACGCUUUCUACCAGUUCAUCUUCACCGCCGCUGUGCUCGCGCUCGUGUCUGCCGUACCAACAGAGGACCUUGAAGCGCGCGCGAGCUGCACUGUUGACUCUGUCUCCGCUGCCUCUUCGAUAUCAAGCUGCUCCUCAGUCACUAUCAAGGCGUUCACCGUACCAAGUGGAAGCACCCUGACGCUCUCACCCAAGUCUAGCGCGACUGUUACCAUGGCUGGUGAUAUUACAUUCGCAAAGACGACCAGCUCAGGCCCGUUGUUCACUAUUGAUGGCGACAGCAUAACGUUCAAGGGUGCGGGAUACAAGUUCAACGGAAACGGCGCCUCAUACUGGGACGGCGAAGGCACGAAUGGUGGUGUCGAUAAGCCUCAUCCCCUCUUGAAGUUCAAGGGCUCCGGGACCUACUCUCAAUUUACGGUCUUGAACAGCCCCGCGCAAGCCAUCUCUAUCGGUAACAGCGACGGACUCACCUUCGACAGCAUCACUGUCGAUAACAGCGCUGGAGACACAAACAGUCUGGGUCAUAAUACCGACGGCUUCGACGUUUCCGCUGACGAUGUCACAAUCAAAAACUCGAUCGUCAAGAACCAAGAUGACUGUAUUGCUAUCAACUCCGGCUCCAACAUCGUUUUCCAAAACAACCAGUGCUCUGGCGGUCAUGGCAUUUCUGUUGGUUCCAUAUCCGCUGGAAAGACGGUUACUGACGUGACUAUCUCUGGAAACACUGUUACGAACUCUAUGUAUGGGCUUAGAAUCAAAGUCAAAGCGGAUGCUACAAGUGCCAAAGUAUCGGGCAUCACGUACUCUGGCAACACCAUCAGCGGUAUUACCAAGUACGGCGUCUUGAUCUCUCAGUCGUACCCCGAUGAUGCUGGCACUCCCGGAACUGGCGGUCCCAUUUCGGGUGUGAGCUUCACCGGCACAGCUACUACAGUCAAGGUCGGAGACAACGCGAAGCGAUUGACUAUCGACUGUGGUAACUGCUCUGGGACAUGGGACUUCUCCAAGUUGACGGUCACUGGUGGCUCCGCUGGGACUGUCUCCAGUGAUGACGCUACUAUUUCUGGUGGAUCGUAUUAGGGCCCAGUUGCGUCCAGGCAGAGCGCGAGGAGAUACAAUAUUUUCAUAUUCAUUGCAUACGCAUGGCCUUCUCCAUUUCUAUCGAACUGAAUUGAUAUACUUCUGGAGAUAGUCCGACCAUCCCCAAACCUCUAUGUUCAUUGCCAGACUCCUAACUAGCAAUUGUU
Molecule: messenger RNA, 1517 nt
Organism: Guyanagaster necrorhizus
Lineage: Eukaryota; Fungi; Basidiomycota; Agaricomycetes; Agaricales; Physalacriaceae
Product: endopolygalacturonase
Exons: 17
Coding region: 259-1350 (363 amino acids)
Biological process (GO): pectin catabolic process
Cellular component (GO): extracellular region
Molecular function (GO): polygalacturonase activity
Source: RefSeq, a predicted model, not a curated record